AUGGAAAGUUUUAAUGUUCAAAAUCGUGUGAUCUCCUCUUUUGAUAGAGAACAUAUUACAAAACUUUCCUCCUCAAAAUUAGAGAAAGACACUUACCUUAGAUACCUUGCUUAUAACAAAUAUAACACUUUGUCACUUGAAAAAAUAGUGGCAACGAUUCAAAUUAAUAGAAAGGAAGUUAAUGCUUGCACUCAGCCACAACAGAAAGUAGUAUUUCUGAAAGUUCACAAAGCUGGUAGUACAACAGUCCAAAAUAUAUUUCUGCGUUAUGGAGACACGAAUGGACUGAAUAUUGCCUUACCAAAAACAUAUGAUAUGGAGUGUUUUAAUUAUUUGGGUUUUGAAAGUAUAUUAAACAAAUCAAGAAUAAUGACACUUCCAAGAAAUGAAACUAUGCAUAUUUUUUGUAAUCACGCUAUUUACAACAAAGAAGUAUAUACAGAAUUCAUGGGACUGGAUACUCUUUACAUAGGAAUACUUCGAGAUCCAGUCACUCAGUGGACGUCUGCAACAUUCUUCUAUGGUUUUAUUGAAUACCUACGUGAUCUUCUUGGAGAACACCUUGAAGACAGACAACUUCUAUCUGCCUUUUUGGAAUACCCUAAUAUUUUCCAUAACUGUCCACAUACUCACAAUUCAAUGUUUGAAGAUUUAGGACUUUCACUUAAGGAUUCCAACAACCAAUCAGCAGCCGAAAAAUACCUAAGACUUCUUGACAACGACAUUGCGUUUGUUAUGUUUAUGGAACAUUUUGAUGAAUCUUUGAUUCUUUUGAAAAGACUUCUAUGUUGGGAUAUCAAAGACAUCAUGUACGUUCCGUUAAAUAUUAACAGUGAAAAAAGGAAAAGGAAAAUACAUUUGACAGAUAAAGAUCAGCAUAAUUUAUUCAAAUAUAAUUACGCAGAUUUUAGACUUUACGUGCAUUUUAAAGAGAAAUUUUACAACAGGAUAAAACAAUCUGGAAACAAUUUUUUUUCAGAAGUAAAAAAAUUUAAAAACGCAAGAAAAUCUGUCACAGAAUACUGCAAAAUAUGUUUAUCAGCAAAUUUCUCUAGUUGUACCGAGUUAACAAUAUUGCCAUCAGAAUGGAGUGAACAGUUUACUAUAACUGGAAAGGACUGUCGUUUCAUGAUGUCACAAGAGGAAUCUUUACUUUUGGAACUAAUGAAUAAAGCCAAACAAAGAUAUGGUAUUAAUCAUCAGAAAAAUUAA
This is a messenger RNA of Mytilus californianus (California mussel), 1212 nucleotides long. Its product is annotated as galactose-3-O-sulfotransferase 4-like. The record is from RefSeq and is a predicted model, not a curated record. Gene Ontology annotation, cellular component: membrane. Gene Ontology annotation, molecular function: galactosylceramide sulfotransferase activity. Gene Ontology annotation, biological process: glycolipid biosynthetic process. The transcript has a single exon. Bases 1 to 1212 code for a protein of 403 amino acids. NCBI's taxonomy places the organism in Eukaryota, Metazoa, Mollusca, Bivalvia, Mytilida, Mytilidae.